Messenger RNA from Paramecium sonneborni, 459 nucleotides. Lineage: Eukaryota; Ciliophora; Oligohymenophorea; Peniculida; Parameciidae. The record is from the annotation of a GenBank genome assembly.
AUGUCCACUGCAAAAUCAUAUAUAGCUUAAUAAAAAGCAAAAAAAACUGAAUUCGUUUAUUUUUAUUUAAAAAAUUCUAUUUUAAAGUUUAGGCUUUAAGUGAGAUUGAUAAAUUGAAUAAGUUAAUGUAAAUUUUUUAGAAAGAACCUUUUUAUUGUUGAUGGAUUUCUUGAUAAAAAGUCAUAAGCAGUAGUAUUCUUUGAACAUUAUUAAAAACCAAGAUUUGUGAUAUAUUUUUAAUCCAGCAAAGAUGAAGUUGAAUAAAAUAUGGGGUUGUUGGGUGCAGAGGAACAAAAAAAUGUAGUUUUUAAAAAUUUACCUAUUUCCUUCAAAAUCGCGAUGGAGUAUUAGAUACUUAAAAAAUUUUUAAUUCUUUGUAAUUAAAUGUUGAUACUGUUUAAAAAGGAUUAUUAAAUAAUUUUCAAAAAUCUUCUGAUUUAAUUAUUUAGACUAUAAUGA